UUCAAAAUUGUCAAAAACAGAUCUAGGGGAUUGGCAGUAGGGUAGUGAGCCUUUAGCAGUCUCAUAAUUAGAUUUCAGUUCUUGGUUGUCUGAUUCAACUCAGAAUCAAUUUUCAAUCCAAAAUGACUGAUUGAUUAUUGAUUAUCGAUUGAAUGAAUAGAAAAGGAGGUACUAUUUCUUUUGUUCCAGUUAAUUGUGUGUAAACCAUUAAUUGGGGUCAUUAACCUUCUGAAAUACAAUAUGACAAACAACUGGAAAUUCAGAUGAAUGAUCUGCAGCCUUUUUAUUUUUAAAAAAAAAACAGCAGUAAUUAAUGACAUAAUCAAUUUGGUAGCAUUCAUGCAUGUAUGUGGAUAACAAAUAAGGGGAAGUGCUCUGCUGUCUUAUUAACAUGACAUUUUUAGGUUUUAUGUUCUGAGUAUUUUGGGCUUUCUUGAUUCAUAAUACAGUGACAUUAAAUGUGAUAUGUGCUGUCAUGAUUUUAUGACAGAAUGAAGAUGAAGUUCAAGUCCUUCUCUCUGUGAAAUGGUCAGACGAUGUUCAACCACAGAAAUGUAAAACAGAGCUGCAGAAACUUCUUCAGACUUGGGACAGCAGUCGUGACAAAGCACAGAACAAAGCUCGAGAAUACACAGUUUUGAAUGUCUUAGAAGAUGGGAGAGCUGUGAUAAGGAUUGGACCCCCUCCAGCUGUGAGUGAGCUUCAGAAGCUGAGUGGGCAGACACUGAAGGGGAAAGAUGGGAAAACAGUGACGAUAACAUCUAUCAGUCUGACUCUGCCAGAGCUGGGGAUACAAACACCGGACAACACUUCGAUGAGCCGUCCUCACUCAGCUGUGUCAGAGCAACAACAUGUAAAAGGACAAGUUGGGGAACAAAGUCCCAUGAUUAUAUCUUCUUCUACUGUCAUGAAGCCCACAGACAAAGCUUCAGAGAACCUUCCUUCUUCAUCUGUGUCAGAGCAACAACAUGACCAAGAGCCACCAGUGGAACAAAGUGGUUCCAGCAGUUCAGCCGCAGUAUCUACAAGAGAAGAGAAGAUAUGUUGUGUUCUCCCAGUGGUCCACUUCUGGUACGUGAACCACAUCUUCAAGGAGGACAUUAAACGCAUCGAGAGAAGGCAUGGAGUUAAAAUGAAUGUGGAAGUGAAUGUGACCUUUGUAGGAGACCAAAAAGACGAAGGCCUGACAGAAGCUCAGUCUGAGUUUACUGACCUCGUUAUGAAGCGUUUAGGUGAAUUUGAUGGCUCAGUUACUCCUCUCAAGUCCGUAAAUACAGAAGAGUUCAAGGACGCACUGAAAAUGAUCCAGAGACCUGAGAACAAGCUUCUGGUUUCUCUUUCUUCUGAUGAAAUGACCAUAUAUGGGCCAAAACCAAUUCCAACUGCCAUCAGCAAGUCCUUAAAUGCAGCACCCACAUCCUCAGCAAAUACCUACAGCUCUGCCGCAGAGUCUCAAGUCAGAUCCCUGAACAUUGGCAGGAGCAUCAAUGACCGUCUUGUAAAUAAUGGACUGAACAUGCACGAGAGCCACUGGAAGCUGAUGACAGCUUCCUUCAGUGAUAACAUAGAUAAGAUUAAAAAAAAGUAUGGUGUGGACUUUAAGGAUUCAGGCAUCCAUCAUGGCAAAGUCAAUGUCAAAGCUCAUUAUAAAAGAUCUGGAGGAAACGCUUCAAUGGAGAGCCAUGCUGUCAGAGCUCUGCUUCAUCUGUGCCAGAAGAUCGCCACAUCACCCAAGAACAUCACCCAACACCGAGGUGCCACAGGGUUCAGUGGCUCCACUAAGAAUUCAAGCAGUCUGUCAGACAGCCAAUCAGAAUACAGCACUCGCAAAACUGAAGAAUCGGCAGGGAAGGGAGCAACAGCAGGAGACAACGCAGAUGAAGAAUGUCCCAUAUGCAAAGAUACGUUUAAGAAUAAGAAACAGCUUAAGUGUAAACAUGAGUUUUGUGAGGAAUGCCUGGAAGAGUCAAAGAAACACAUGGGACCAGUGUGUCCUGUAUGCAAAGAUGUCUUUGGUGUGAUAGAGGGAACUCAGCCAGAUGGAAAAAUGUCAUCGUAUAAAAGUACCUUAUCUCUCCCUGGAUUCGAAAACUGUGGCUCUAUAGUCAUCAGCUAUUAUUUUCCAAGUGGAAAACAAACGGAAAGGCAUCCAAAUCCUGGACAACGUUAUGAUGGUACAAGCAGAACAGCAUAUCUGCCAGACAACAAAGAGGGUAAAGAAGUGCUCGGCCUGUUAGAGAGAGCGUUUGACCAGAGGCUCAUUUUCACUGUUGGGACGUCCACAACAACUGGGAUAGAGAACCAGGUGACCUGGAAUGACAUUCACCACAAAACCUCAAUGACUGGAGGACCACAGAGGUUUGGGUAUCCUGACCCUGACUACCUGAGAAGAGUCAGAGCUGAGCUGAAGGCUAAAGGCAUCAAGUGAAGACUUUGAUACAAAGAUGCUGAAGAGAGUUGUUUUAACACAAAAAAAUCAAGAUAAUCAUUUAAACAAUCACAGAUUAUUGUAUUAUAUUGUCUCUCGUGGUUAUCAGUAAGGGUUGAUUUGAGAUGCACCAAAUAUUACGGUUUAGCAACAUAUAUCAGCUUCACCUAUUAAGCAUACUGUUUUUUGAUGGAGUUUCUCAAUUUUUUGUUUAUUGAUACAUUUUCAGUUUAUAACAGUAUAAGAAUAAAAGAAAAUGCAUUUAUAAAUGUAUCUUUAACAGUCUAAAGUCUGUAUGAUCUAAAUUACGGCUUGCCUAAUAAAUGAUUUAAUUGACCCA
Acanthopagrus latus (yellowfin seabream) is the source of this 2768-nucleotide messenger RNA. RefSeq names its product E3 ubiquitin-protein ligase DTX3L-like. Bases 815 to 2428 code for a protein of 537 amino acids. The transcript is spliced from 6 exons. Gene Ontology annotation, biological process: Notch signaling pathway; protein ubiquitination. Lineage: Eukaryota; Metazoa; Chordata; Actinopteri; Spariformes; Sparidae. Gene Ontology annotation, molecular function: metal ion binding. The record is from RefSeq and is a predicted model, not a curated record.